AGUAAACCGUCUUUGUGUAAGGCACCGGCCAACGCCAUGACACCGAUAUGUUGUAGGUAGAAUGUGUAUCGGCAAUUUGACUUGUAAUCUCAGUUUUUCAAAUUUUUAUACCGUAAAUUACCCGUUUAUUAGUAAUUACCGUUAGUCGGACCAGUAGAUGGUUUGAACGGCGUCACGACUCAAGCAGUCACCUGGAUCUCUGAUUGGCUCAGAGCGCUGAUCCGGGUACUGCGCUAGAAGGAGCCCAUUAGCUAAAGGUACCAAUAUGGCGGAGGCUUCCCUAGGGAGUUCAAGUCCAGUUGGCUCUUUAUCAUCAGAGGACCAUGACUUUGAUCCAACAGCAGAAAUGUUAGUUCAUGAGUAUGAUGAUGAGAGGACUCUGGAGGAGGAAGAGUCUCUGGAAGGCGGAACAAAUUUCAGAUCUGAAAUUGCAGAUCUGGAAAAGGAAGGGAACAUGCCUUUAGAGGAACUAUUGGCCAUUUAUCGCUAUGAGGCCUCAGCAGGCUCCAGUAUAGACAGCUCCUCUGGAGACCUGACUGAUGAGCUCCCCGACAUGACUUUGGAUAAGGAGGAAAUAGCUAAAGACCUUCUGUCUGGAGAUUAUGAGGAGGAGACCCAGUCCUCAGCUGAUGAUCUGACUCCUUCAGUUACCUCCCAUGAGGCCACUGAUUUCUUCCCAAGAACACUUAGAUCAAACGCUAUUUCUGACGGUGAUAAAGAGUCAGAGUGUGAUGAAGACGGCCCAUGCCCAGAGGACUCGAGAAAGGAAAUAAUGGUGGGAUUGGAAUACCAAGCAGAAGUUCCUUCUUGCCUCUGUCACUACAAAGAUGAGGAGAAAGCAUAUGAAGAUGAAGAUGAGUUACUGUGGAGUCCAGGUGUAUUAUCAGAAAACAAGGUUAGAAGUUUCCUGUGUGAAGUAUUGUCACGGACGACAGAUGAAAAGACGGGGUGUGACAAACCAGGAAUGCAUGUGCGAGACAAUGAGCAGGCUUUACGUGAGCUUGUAAAAUGCAACUACAACACCCGCGAAGCACUAGAAAGAUAUUGCAACCAUGUAAAGUCCUCAAAAGAAAAAUCACCUCCAUGGUCUGAAGAGGAAUGCAAGAACUUUGAACAUGCUCUUCAGAUGUAUGACAAGAACUUUCACCUCAUUCAGAAACACAAAGUCACAACAAGAACAGUAGCAGAAUGUGUGGCAUUUUAUUACAUGUGGAAAAAGUCAGAGCGCUUUGACUUCUUUGUGCAGCAGAAUCGGUUCGGGAAGAAAAAGUUCAGCAACUAUCCUGGAGUAACUGACCUGAUGGACAGGCUGGUGGAUGAAGCGGAGGGGUUAGCUGUGGACAGUUCCUCCUCCGUGUGUUCAGGUGCUGGUGGUGGUGGAAGGCUGGAAACAACCACAGAACAGCAGCUUAGCCUGCUCAACUCCAUCACUGCCAGCGACCUCACGGCUUUGAGCAACACUGUAGCCACAGUAUGCAGUCCUGCAGAGGUUAGCUGCCUGGACUCCUACAGCUUUCCUCCACUGGACAGUCUCCAUCGAGGUUCUCUGAACCACGAGGAAUCCCUUGGGUUCCCUGCAAAUGGUGCAGAACCUGACUGCCUCAAUAUGCUUGAGGCUGGCUUCUACCACUCAGAUCUGGGCCAGCUGGGAGGCGUGUGCGUCAACAAGGACUGUGAGCGGCCCUCCAAGAGACUCAAGAUGGCGCUGCCUGACUCCUUUAUCAAUGACGUAUCCGUGGGUAACCUCGGAGUGGACUUUGAUGCACGACGGACGACGACGCAUCACCACCGAAUCACCGGCACCAAAAUGGCAGUAUCUGUCACAGACUUUGGGAGCUUGGCUGGGAGCGGUGAGCCCAACGGGUUUCUGGGAGCACAUGCACGGCACCACACACAGCACACUGCAGCACUUCAGUCAGAGUGAUCUUCCUCAUCUUCUUCCCUGUUCUUCCCUUUUAAGAUCCCUUUUUUUCCUGCUUGUACAUAAGACUGACCUCACUGGAAAAUUCAAUUUGUUUAAAUUCUAUUAUAUAUAUAUAUAUCUAUAUAUAUGUAUAUGACUAUACUUUGUUUUCAUUUUUUGUGUAAUAUGACAUCAGUGAUGUCUAUCAUAUAGAACUAAAAUCUUGAUUUCUCUCAAGAGUUUAUAUAGCCAUUUAUUUUAUUUUUGUUUUGCGGUCUUGAGAUGUGUAACGUCCAUGUACAGCAGGGCCCAGGGGCUGCAGUAGGAGAGAUGUGUCUCUUCCUCCUUCACAUCUACACCCACCAUCUUCAGAGCUUCAGUACCUUAUCCUGCCAUUCUUCUAGCUGCCAAAAACUUAGUUUCCCCAGCUCUGGUGUUAGCAUUUAGUUGCCUGUAUUUGUUGUUUAAGGUGGUACUAUUUUUUUUUUUU
Haplochromis burtoni (Burton's mouthbrooder) is the source of this 2393-nucleotide messenger RNA. RefSeq names its product mesoderm induction early response 1, family member 3 b (gene mier3b). Bases 266 to 1924 code for a protein of 552 amino acids. The transcript has 13 exons. Gene Ontology annotation, molecular function: histone deacetylase binding; transcription corepressor activity. NCBI's taxonomy places the organism in Eukaryota, Metazoa, Chordata, Actinopteri, Cichliformes, Cichlidae. The record is from RefSeq and is a predicted model, not a curated record. Gene Ontology annotation, cellular component: nucleoplasm. Gene Ontology annotation, biological process: negative regulation of transcription by RNA polymerase II.